UGCAUGAGUCCUUCAGCAAAAGAAAACAGAAAAACGUCAUCCUUCCCUGCAGCAGCAGAAAUAUUCUGAAUCUUAUCUCUGAAAAACUGGAAAAUAUUUUACUGAAAUGUUUUCAUUCUUGUCCUGAUGCAUACCAUUUUGGGCAUGUACUACUUUCAAUGGCAGCCUUACUGCUUCUGAAAGUUCAUUUACAAAUUCAAGUAGUGUACAGAAGUUUCUGGUCAGGCCAGUCUGCCUUAUUUAACCAUCACAGAAAGUUAUUCCCAAAAGUGGCUACUCUCAGCACAGUGACCACCAUGUUUCAAAAUCAGUUUACAGCAGCUGUGUUUAAAGAGAAGGGAGAAUUAAAUGAAAAGAUCAUGAAGAAGCCAUGCGUCUUGCUCAAUGCUGAGAAAGGUGAUGUCUGUGGACUUCCCAAAGAGCUUAUUGAAAUUGUUGCACAGCACUUUGAGGUCAUCGGGUAUGAUGAGUUUUUAAAAAAUAAAGAUGCUUAUUCCCAGAAGAUUCAAGCCUAUAUGAUGUGGACAUUUGUAAACAGCCCUGACUAUAGUUUCCUCCAGAGUAUGCCUAAUCUGAAGAUUGUGUUAACCGCUGGAGCAGGGCUGGACCAUCUUGACUUGCCAAUGAUCUACAGUUUUGGAGUUAAGGUCGCCAAUACCCCCCUUCAGGUUAUGAAUGCUACAGCAGAUCUGGGCAUGGGCUUGAUGCUGGCAUCUGCUAGAAAUAUUGUAGAAGGGGCAAAAAUAGCAACUUCACCAGAGACCACAUAUUUCAAUAACAACUGGCUGGGGGCUGAUAUCACUGGUGCUACACUUGGAAUUAUCGGGAUGGGCAAAAUUGGAUACAAAGUUGCACAACGAGCUAAGGGAUUUGAAAUGAAGAUUCUCUAUCACAAUAAAAGGAGACGAGUUGAGAAAGAUGAGAAGGAAGUCGGAGCAACUUACUGUGGGAAGCUUGAAGAUUUGCUUCAGCAGUCUGAUUUUGUAAUGUUAGUUGUGAAUCUUACUCCUGAUACUACAAAUCUGAUUGGAAAAAGGGAGCUGGAAAAAAUGAAGUCCACAGCAACCCUUAUCAACAUCAGCAGAGGUCAAGUGGUUGAUCAGGAUGCCCUAGUGGAAGCCCUUCAGAAAGGUGUAAUUCGUGCUGCAGCACUGGAUGUAACAUGCCCAGAGCCAUUACCAAGAGACCACCCCUUAUUAAAACUCAAAAAUGUAAUUUUGACUCCUCACAUUGGAAGUAGCACCUACGCCAGUGCUAGAGGUAUACUGGAGCAAAUGCUGAUAAAUGGAUUGGCAGCACUAGCAGGUCUUGACAUUCCUGAUGAGGUCACCCUGCCAUAAAAGGAAAUAUCACAUCACCACUCACUCAACAUAGCUGCUGUUGGACUCUCGGAAAAGAGCUGUGUAGAUAGAAAAUAAUAUAUGUCUUGUAAUAAUUUGCUUUCCUAAACUUACUGAAGCCUCAAGUCACUUGUACUACACAUUUGCUCGACUGCCGUACUAUAGAUUAUGAAAAUGAUUUCAGUGUGUGUGUGUGUGUGUGUGUGUGUGUGUGUGUGUGUGUGUGUGUGUGUGUGUGUAUUUCAACUUAACUAUGGAAAAACUAAGUGUAGCCCACUGUGUCUGUCACUUCUGUUAUAUAACUAUAAUGAUGUGCUUCUAGUAGUAAAGAUAGGAGUCUAUACCAUUUUAAAUUUUAUAUUUGAGUAUUAUUUGUUGUUGAAAUUAUGAUUCUAUACCUUGGCAGUAAACUGUGACUAUUUUAUCAGUUUAUAAUAUACUAACUAGCUUUUUACUGAAAAAAUGGCAUGCCUUCAGGCAUUAGCUAACUACAAGUGCAGUCAUUUUCAUUAGUCCACUUUUUUACAGUGUAAUCUUCAACCUCACUUGUUGAAUGAAUUACCUAACUUGUUGUCUAAGGUCAGGUAUUUCCACUUAACAGCUACUACUAUUUAAAAUCUAUAUAUUACACUGCAUUUUUGUUUAAGAUGUGCAUGUAAUAAAUGUAAACCCCAAAUACCACAAACAAUGUAGUAUUUUGUCAUUCUGAACCAAAUAAAUAUUGAACAUUUU
Molecule: messenger RNA, 2072 nt
Organism: Protopterus annectens (West African lungfish)
Lineage: Eukaryota; Metazoa; Chordata; Ceratodontiformes; Protopteridae
Product: glyoxylate/hydroxypyruvate reductase B-like
Exons: 6
Coding region: 159-1340 (393 amino acids)
Cellular component (GO): cytosol
Molecular function (GO): glyoxylate reductase (NADPH) activity; NAD binding; hydroxypyruvate reductase [NAD(P)H] activity
Source: RefSeq, a predicted model, not a curated record